Messenger RNA from Schistocerca gregaria, 4713 nucleotides. RefSeq names its product protein spire (gene spir). Gene Ontology annotation, molecular function: actin binding. The coding region runs from base 369 to 2801 and encodes 810 amino acids. Gene Ontology annotation, cellular component: cytoplasmic vesicle membrane; cell cortex. The record is from RefSeq and is a predicted model, not a curated record. The transcript is spliced from 15 exons. Lineage: Eukaryota; Metazoa; Arthropoda; Insecta; Orthoptera; Acrididae. Gene Ontology annotation, biological process: actin nucleation; actin filament network formation; cleavage furrow formation.
ACCCCUAAAGCUAGUCCUUGUGGUUUACAAUACUGAGGGUCUUACUUCAGACAUCAGACAAAUAAAAUUUUGAGAGUUUUAAGAAACGUUCUCUUUAGUCGUUGAAGUAUACGCGUGGGCUUUAUGAACGACAUGAAUCAUACAAUUCAUCAGUGAUAAAACGCGUUGCAAAAUAGUAACAAUAUCAUCGGAUUGCGUAGCAACGUUUUAUCGGCAUUGCCUUGAUACUGCAUGAACAGAAAUGUUAGUUGUGUUGGCUAUACUGCGCGCAGGCCGAGCGCCAUCUAUCGAGCAAGCCGUGAACGCGGAGCGGGUUGAUUCAGACGCUAGUACAUGCAGCUAGCAGCCAGUAGCAAUCCGUAGUAAGGAUGGCGGCCGAUGUAAAAGUGACUCCGAAGUGUAGUUUGGAUGCGAAUUCUUGUGUUUCUUUGUUAGACAUUCUAAUAUCAUUUAAUGCUCCUAUUAAUGAGCAGCAUGCAUGGGCGUUGUGUUAUCAGUGUGCAAAGUCCUUUAAAAAUGCAAUGCCGGGUGAUAAGGGCAAGUGUUAUUAUGUGACAGAACUGGAGCAUGUUUUACUUCACAAAGAUGGAUAUGUGCACCCAAACACGAUAUUCGCCGGUGGAGGGCCGAACGACACAGGGCCUCCGACGUCGAGGGUGCCUGUCUCAUCGGAGCUGCAGGUGGUGUUCCACCUGGGCCUCAUCAUCUACCGGGCGCUGGACUUCGGCCUCAACGAGCGCGAGGAGCGGCACCUCAGCCCCGACUUGGAGGCCCUCAUCGACAUGAUGACAGAGAGCGCGCAGGAGCGGCAGCAGCAGGAAACGGACGACGAGGGCAUCGAGCGAGACUCCGCUGACAGCGAAGACGACGUCGACGCUGCCGUCUCUGGGGACCGCGGACGGGUCUCCCUCUCCACCGUCAUACAGAGGUGCAUCUCGCACGUGGGCGCGCCGAGCGCGCAGCAGGCGGACCAGCACUACCGCGCCGUGUGCCGCGCGCUGGUCGCGGAGGCCAUCGAGCUGUCGCAGUUCCUCGAGAAGGUCUCGCAGGGCACGCGCGAGCUGCGCGCCACGGCCGAGGCCGCCUCCACCGACCUCGACAUGCUGCGCUUCUCCGACUGGACGGGCCUUAGGAUGUGGAGAGUGCUCCAAGCGCGGCUAUGGGUGCAGGUGAUCCACGAGCUGCGGCACGGCGUCAAGCUGAAGAAGGUGAACUAUAGCCGCGGGCCAAUAGAGUACGAGCUCACGCCCUACGAGAUGCUCAUGGAGGACAUCCGCUCGCGCCGCUACAAGCUCAACAAGGUGAUGGUGGACGGCGACAUCCCUCACAGGGUGAAGAAGGACGCGCACGCCAUCAUCCUCGAGUUCAUUCGCUCCAGGCCGCCGCUCAGGAAGGCGUCCGAGCGGAAGCUGCCGCCGCCCCGCAGCAGGCAGUGCACGCCCAGGGAGCUGCUGAUGGAGUCCAUCAAGCGCGGCUGCCAUCUGAGGCCGUCCCUGUCCCACCUCAAGAAGAGGAUUAUUCCUGUGGAGAGUCCACAGGCAAACAAGGAAGAGCCUGUGGCGAACGGCAACGCCAAGAACACCAGGCGACUCAUCAAAGUCGACUUCUCCGUGCUGCAGAGUGACGACGAUGACGACGACGAAGACGACGUGGACGUAACGUCGCCGACGCGGAACGGCGGCCCCACCCCUGCGUCGUCGACUGCAGCGACGAAGGGCAGCUCGAGUGGCGAAGGUCGCCGCCACCCCUGGCACCGGACAGGUAUCCUGACGCACCACGAGUACCACAGCUACAUGGACAGCGCUCUCGAGUCGUACGACCUCGCAACGCAGUGUCCAAGUCGCCGGGCUUCAAUGCGGAGGCACACAAUCGUCGUGUGUAAUCCGCAACAGCAGCAGUUGGCAGCAGAAGCUGGCCUGGGUAGCCAGUCAGUGCCACAUUCGAGGCCACAAUCGAGGGGCCCUACCCCAUCGUCAGCAAGUUCAGAAGCGGGUACAGAUACAGGCAUGCUGGGAUUAGGAAAUACACUUCCUGAGAUGUCGUGGUCAAGGUCUUCCCUGCAAGAUGAGCUGCUGCAUUCGAAAAACUGGCAGCAAGCCAUGGAGUGCCUCUCUCUCACACUGGAGGAAAUUGUCCACAUUCGGAGUGUGCUUACAAAAGCAGAAUUGGAAAGUCUACCAGUAGAGGGGCAUGUGAAAGAGGAUGUAGAGAAACGAAAGGUGUGCUUCCUUUGCCUGAAAACAAGAUUUGGAAUCUUUGGUCCCUGGGGCCAGUUGUGCAAACUGUGCAAGAGAACAGUGUGUGCCAAAUGUUAUUCAAAGAUGAGGAUACCAACUGAACAUUUCUCCAGAGUACCUGUCUUUGCUUUGAGUCCGGGUCUGUCAUCUCCAGAAGAGGAGACAAAGGAGUCAUUUCCAAGGUCAUUGAUGUCACGACUUAUGGUUCCUGACACAGCAGCACGAAAUAGCGUUGGGAGUGCACCAUCCAGUCCACAUCUUACAAGAGGCGAAUCAAUGUCUGCACCGCCUUCUGCUAUGAGCUCUAGUAUGACGGGCAGCAUAGAAGGACCACAGUCGUUACCUGCCAUGAGUCCUGCCUCUACAGCCAGUGAAAGGAGGAGUAUGUUGAGCCGAUCAAAAACACUUGGGCGACCUGAAACCAAGAAAGAUAAGCUGAAGGGCCUCCAGAUGACAGUCUGUCAUGACUGCAAGACGAUGGUCAUACAGAUUAUUAAAUCAUCACGCACAAGUCGCAAUAAUGCCAUUAGACACCUUACAUUAAACCUUUCUCCUGUAUACUGAAAUGUUAAAGAUGUGUAAAAGUUGUAAAUAUCCUAGAUGAAUAAAGAUGUCUGUACCUGCACUUGACCUGUUAAACCCAGGGUAAUAUUGUGUUGUUAAGGACUUUGUAAGAAGCCCAGCUAUUCUAUAUCAUCCCAGCCAUCAAAUAUAUAUUGCUGUUUCCUUACAUAAAUAGCAAAAUGAAGGCUGACAACUAAAUGAAGGUGCUGUGCAACCCCAUGUAAAUAAUUCUGUACAAUAAUUUAAAACUGUAAUCAUUUUCAUUUUCUCUCAUUUCUUUAUUUAUUUCUGUAAUUGUUUUGUCUGUCGCACAUAAAUGUGUAAAACUACAUCCCUCAACAUGUUGUUGAGUGAAUUAUGGAAGUGUUACAAAGCAUCUGAGACAUAAGAAAGAUUGCAUAAUUUGCUGAGUUGUGUUAUAUGUUUAAUAUUUUAUUCUGUCAUGUUACUGAAACCCAGGACAGGCAUAACAUGUCUGUUGUUCUGACAGUGUGUGUCAUUCUUGGUCCUCACUGAAGGAGUUUCAUGAAAAUUUUGAAUCUCUGAAGUGAAGUGUGAGAAUGAGGUUACAAUUUCAGGGUCAUUCACAAAAUUAAAUUUUCCACACAGUGACUGCAGUUAUAGUAUCAGUGAUACAUUGCUCUGAAUCUCAGAGAAAGGAAGAUCUGAGGUCUGAGUUUCAUUAACGUUCAUGAAAUGGUUUUGUAAAUAAGGUAUGGAAAAGUGAUGACUGUAAGAAAUGAAUGUAUCUUUUCAUCUUGUUGAAAAAUCUGUAGAAGUUAGGUCUGUGUCAGACUGGUUCUUUCUAUAGUUGUUAGUGGUGAAAUAGUUCUGGUGAUCAUUCCUAAAAAUAUAUGUCUAGAGUAAUGUGAUACUAAUAUUUAUUUAAGACCUAAUGAAUGAUCUAAUUUGAUAAUAUACUGUAGAUACAAUGUGUGAAAGCAUAAUAUAGUAGUUGUAUCAAACAAACUGUUGGGAAUAGGAGAUAAUUGUUGAAGAGUACACAAUCAAGUGCACAGCUUUUUUAUUUUAAGAAAAAUCCUGUAAAUCUCCUACAAUGGCCUUCACAUAUAAGCUAGUUACACAUUGUUUAGAUAAAAGGAAAAGCUGUGAAAUUGUAGUACUUACAAACACCCUCCUACACAAGAUAUUGUGCAACAGAGAGAUUCAGGCACUUUGCUUUACCAUAUAAUUUAAUACUGCAAAUAGUUUGCCACAGUUUGAUCUGAAUCCUGUUUGUAUAAUUUUUCAUAGAACAUUUGUUUGUGCCAUUCUAAAGUACAGUAAACUUGGAUACAACCAGAAAUGUUGAAUAAUUUUUUAGAAACCCACAGUAUUUUUGUAUAAAUAGUGUUAUUACAUUGGGAUUUACGUUACGUAUGAGAUGCUCCACACUUCAAAAUUGUAUAAACUGUCUUCGUACAGGAGUCCAGAAAAACAUAGGCAGCACAGCAAGGAGAAAGUAAGUGAUGACUAAAAAAAAUCAAAAUUGUCAGCAUAGACAAUAAUGAAGAGAUGAGUAUUUUAAAUGUGAAGGAUGAUAAAAAUAGGAUCGCUAUAUUUUAAUUAACAAAUGUUAUUUUUAUACCUGAAUUGUUGUAUAAUUAUUUGCACUCUGUUGUCAUUUAAAUUGUUGAAAUGGUUGUCACAUUAUUUUAAAACAAUUUCCACAUGAAUAUGAUCUGCCUUUUAGAUGUGAUUCUCAUCCUUCACCUUCUUUCAUAAGUCAUACCCUUGAUAGGAGUGAGUGUGGAAGGAACACAGACAUUCGUAGUUCACAACAGUAAAUGCCUCAUAUUUGUACAUACAUGUGUGUACGGUUUUCUUCUACUGUAAUGAAUAUGCUCAUUUCCUGUCCUGCACAUUGUUAUUAAAACUGUGUUCCCUUCAAUAAAAAGAUUGAGUUUUUUAA